CUUCCUCUAUCGUACCCAUCUCGCCAAUCUCAUCUAUAUAUACUCUCUACAACCUUCAUCUUCUUCACAAUUGUAGUUCAAUCUAAAUUAAUUUCUCAAAGUUGUUCAUAUCAUCACUAUUCAAGAUGCAGAUCUUCGUCAAAACCCUAACCGGCAAGACCAUAACCCUUGAGGUUGAGAGCUCAGACACGAUCGACAACGUUAAGGCUAAGAUCCAGGACAAGGAGGGAAUUCCACCGGAUCAGCAGCGUCUAAUCUUCGCUGGAAAGCAGUUGGAAGACGGCCGUACCCUCGCCGACUACAACAUCCAGAAGGAGUCGACGCUCCACCUUGUCCUCCGACUCCGUGGAGGAAUGCAGAUCUUCGUCAAAACCCUAACCGGGAAGACGAUCACGCUUGAGGUCGAGAGCUCUGACACCAUCGACAACGUCAAGGCCAAGAUCCAGGACAAGGAGGGAAUUCCUCCGGAUCAGCAACGCUUGAUCUUUGCCGGAAAGCAGCUCGAGGACGGCCGUACCCUCGCCGACUACAACAUCCAGAAAGAAUCAACGCUCCAUCUCGUCCUCCGUCUUCGUGGUGGUAUGCAGAUAUUCGUGAAGACCCUAACGGGCAAAACCAUCACUCUCGAGGUGGAGAGCUCGGACACGAUCGAUAACGUCAAGGCAAAGAUCCAGGAUAAGGAGGGGAUCCCACCGGACCAGCAGCGUUUGAUCUUCGCGGGAAAGCAGCUGGAGGACGGCCGGACUCUGGCGGAUUACAAUAUUCAGAAAGAGUCGACUCUUCACCUUGUGCUUAGGUUGAGGGGAGGGAUGCAGAUCUUCGUGAAGACUCUCACCGGCAAGACCAUCACACUGGAGGUGGAGAGCUCCGACACGAUUGAUAACGUGAAGGCCAAGAUCCAGGACAAGGAAGGCAUUCCUCCGGACCAGCAGCGUCUGAUCUUCGCGGGAAAACAGCUGGAAGACGGCCGAACCCUGGCCGAUUACAAUAUCCAAAAGGAGUCAACCCUCCACCUAGUUCUCCGUCUCCGCGGUGGGAUGCAGAUCUUCGUGAAGACUCUCACCGGGAAGACGAUAACUCUGGAGGUGGAGAGCUCAGACACCAUCGAUAAUGUGAAGGCGAAGAUUCAGGACAAGGAGGGGAUUCCACCGGACCAGCAGAGGCUGAUCUUCGCUGGUAAGCAGCUGGAAGACGGAAGGACUCUUGCUGAUUACAAUAUCCAGAAGGAGUCCACCCUUCACCUUGUGUUGCGUCUCCGUGGUGGUUUCCGGCCCAAGGUUGUGCCCUUCUUCUACCGAUCAACUAUUUUGCCAGAGUGCGACCUGAUGCAGAUCUUCGUCAAAACCCUAACAGGCAAGACCAUAACUCUAGAGGUUGAGAGCUCAGAUACGAUCGACAACGUUAAGGCUAAGAUCCAGGACAAGGAAGGAAUCCCACCGGAUCAGCAACGUCUGAUCUUCGCCGGAAAGCAGCUGGAGGACGGCCGUACGCUCGCCGACUACAACAUCCAGAAGGAGUCAACGCUCCACCUCGUCCUCCGUCUUCGCGGCGGUAUGCAGAUCUUCGUCAAAACCCUAACCGGGAAGACGAUCACCCUCGAGGUCGAGAGCUCCGACACGAUCGAUAACGUGAAGGCAAAGAUCCAGGACAAGGAAGGAAUUCCACCAGAUCAGCAACGUUUGAUCUUCGCCGGAAAGCAGCUGGAGGACGGCCGAACCCUCGCCGACUACAACAUCCAGAAGGAGUCAACGCUCCACCUUGUCCUCCGUCUUCGUGGCGGUAUGCAGAUCUUCGUGAAAACUCUCACCGGCAAGACCAUCACACUGGAGGUGGAGAGCUCUGACACGAUUGAUAACGUGAAGGCCAAGAUCCAGGACAAGGAAGGGAUUCCACCGGACCAGCAGCGUCUGAUCUUCGCCGGAAAACAGCUGGAGGACGGCCGAACCCUGGCCGACUACAACAUCCAGAAGGAGUCAACGCUCCACCUUGUCCUCCGUCUUCGUGGCGGUAUGCAGAUCUUCGUGAAGACUCUCACCGGCAAGACCAUCACACUGGAGGUGGAGAGCUCUGACACGAUUGAUAAUGUGAAGGCGAAGAUUCAGGACAAGGAAGGGAUUCCACCGGACCAGCAGAGGUUGAUCUUCGCUGGUAAGCAGUUGGAGGACGGAAGGACUCUUGCUGAUUACAAUAUCCAGAAGGAGUCCACCCUUCAUCUUGUGUUGCGUCUGCGUGGUGGUUUCUAAGGACUUUGUGGGUCCUUGUGUUGCGUUUCCAAGUGGUUCUCUGUUUCUGUAAUCUGGUGACUGAUGUGAAAGUCUCUGUUCGGUUUGGAAUUAUAAAUAAAAUUGGGGUUAGCAAAUAAAAUUGGAAUUUUAGUAA
Cornus florida is the source of this 2379-nucleotide messenger RNA. Its product is annotated as polyubiquitin-like. The transcript has 4 exons. The record is from RefSeq and is a predicted model, not a curated record. Gene Ontology annotation, molecular function: protein tag activity; ubiquitin protein ligase binding. Gene Ontology annotation, cellular component: nucleus; cytoplasm. NCBI's taxonomy places the organism in Eukaryota, Viridiplantae, Streptophyta, Magnoliopsida, Cornales, Cornaceae. Bases 126 to 2243 code for a protein of 705 amino acids. Gene Ontology annotation, biological process: protein ubiquitination; modification-dependent protein catabolic process.